Messenger RNA from Rotaria socialis, 999 nucleotides. The record is from the annotation of a GenBank genome assembly. NCBI's taxonomy places the organism in Eukaryota, Metazoa, Rotifera, Eurotatoria, Philodinida, Philodinidae.
AUGGAAUUCGAGGCAGAUCUAAUCGAUGACCGUGUAUGGCUUGGGAGUCUUGCUGCAAUGGAGAAUACGAUAGCACUUAGCAAUCUUCAUAUCACACAUAUUUUAACUGUGAUAAAAUCAGAAAUAAGAGUCAAUGAAAACGAUAAUUUUGUACGAAAACAAAUCUAUGUUGAAGAUGAAGAAAUAACAGAUUUAUUAUCUGUAUUUGAUUCAUGUUACGAUUUUAUAGAUAAAGCUUUAUCGGAAAAUUCGACUAAUAAUGUACUCGUACAUUGUCUUGCUGGUGUAUCUCGUAGUGCUACUAUUGCAUGCAUGUGGUUAAUGCGUCGGCAUAGUUUAUCAGCUAAUGAUGCAUUCAAACGACUCAAGCUUGCACGUCCGUUUAUUCAACCAAAUCUCAGUUUUUGUACUCAAAUAUAUCUAUUCGAGCAAAUGAACAACAAAUUAGAUGUUAACCAUGAAUUGUACAAAGAAUUUCAUUUUGAACGUGCUCGUACCAUCUAUAUUGAUCAUGACACAGAAAAUGAAGGAAUCGAUAAAAAAAAUGAUCUCCGUCAACAAUAUCGCCAAGCAUUUACUUUACCGUACGGUCAUGCAAUGUGUACUGUAACAGAAACAUACAUUUGUCGUCAAUGUCAAACUGAAUUAUUUACUAAUGCUGAUCUAUCACGACAUUCAGAAGGCGGUGGACUAUACAAUUGGUUUAUGAAAUAUGGUAAAGAUAGAUUUUCCAAAUUAUUACCUGGAGUAGAAUGUCAUCAGCAAUUGUUUACUAAUUGUCUCCAAUGGUUGAUGGCUCAAAUAGAUACACCUACAAAUUCUCAUAAUGCUUCUAUUAAAUGUCUAAAAUGUUCUGAAAUCAUAGGAAAAUAUGAUCUAUAUGGUGCAAAAUGUUCAUGUGGUCGAUGGGUAAUGCCAGCGUUUCAUUUCGACAUCGAUAGAGUUGAAAAAAAGAACGCGACAAACAUCAAUAUUGAAACUAAAAAUGCAACAGCAUAG